AUGUCGUCGAAGCAGGAAGAAGAUGCCCACGUGGAGGAAGUGGAGCUCGAGAGGAAGGACGGAGACAAGUCCGCCGCGGAGCUCGUGACUGUCGAGGAGCAGGAAGAGUUUCUACGUGUGCUGAAACAGCUCAACUUGGUGUCGGCCCCGCCUCCGGCCGCACGAACAAAGGCCGAGUCGGACUACAAAUUCUGGAAAACCCAGCCCGUGCCGGGCAUUUCGGAAAACCCGGUGGACCACGCCCCCAUCGACAGCCCCAAGACAGUUGAUGAUGUUCGUGCGACGCCGCUCAAGCUUCCUGCUGGCUUUGCAUGGUGCGACUUGGACAUGACGGACGCUGGCGACGCCAAGGAACUGUACGAUUUGCUGUACCAAAACUACGUCGAGGACGACGACAACAUGUUUCGGUUCGACUACUCGAUUGAGUUCCUCAAGUGGGUGCUCACAUCCCCAGGGUAUCACAAGUCGUGGCACGUCGGUGUGCGCAACGAAAAGACUGGCAAACUCAUGGCGUUCAUCAGCGGCAUCCCGACCAAGAUCAAGGUGUACGACCACACGAUGCCCAUGGCGGAAAUCAACUACCUGUGCGUGCACAAGAAGCUCCGAACGAAGCGACUGGCACCAGUGCUCAUCAAGGAGAUUACUCGUCGUGUCAACCUUCUCGACGUGUGGCAGGCAGUGUACACGGCAGGCGUCGUGCUCCCGAUGCCCGUCUCGACCUGCCGAUACUACCAUCGCAACUUGAACCCGAAAAAGUGCAUUGAAGUCGGGUUUUCCCACCUCCCGCCCAACAUGACGAUGACGCGCACGAUCAAAAUGUACAAGGUGCCCGAAGAGCCGACGCUGGCCAACUUUAUCCCGAUGCAGCCCAAGCACGUGUCUUGCGUGACCGGGCUCCUCCGUCGGUACCAAAAGAAGUUUCACUUGAAGGCCGACAUGAACGAGCACGAAGUCGCGCACUGGCUGCUGCCGCGCGACGGCGUCGUGAAUACGUACGUCGUCGAGAACUCAGAGUCGCACAAGGUGACCGACUUUUGUUCGUUCUACCACUUGCCGAGCACGAUCAUUGGGAAUGCGACGCACAAGACGCUGUUCGCUGCGUACUCGUUCUACAACGUUGCGACGUCCGUGUCGUUAACGGACCUCAUGCAGAACUGCCUCAUCAUGGCCAAGGCCGCCAACAUGGACGUGUUCAACGCGCUCAACUUGAUGGAAAAUUCCGAGUUUUUGGACGAACUCAAGUUUGGCAUGGGCAGCGGCGAACUUCAGUACUACCUGUACAACUGGCGCUGCCCCCGCAUGCCCCACGACAAAGUCGGCCUCGUAUUGCAGUAG
This is a messenger RNA of Aphanomyces invadans, 1335 nucleotides long. RefSeq lists its product as hypothetical. Bases 1 to 1335 code for a protein of 444 amino acids. Gene Ontology annotation, cellular component: cytoplasm. The record is from RefSeq and is a predicted model, not a curated record. Gene Ontology annotation, molecular function: glycylpeptide N-tetradecanoyltransferase activity. The transcript has a single exon. NCBI's taxonomy places the organism in Eukaryota, Oomycota, Saprolegniomycetes, Saprolegniales, Verrucalvaceae. Gene Ontology annotation, biological process: N-terminal peptidyl-glycine N-myristoylation.